CUUCCAUACUGUGGCCCGUUUUAUCCGAUUGUGAAGUGACAAGACGUGUCAUUGGUCCGCGAGGCAUAACGUGAAAAUAAUCAUAGCGACCAAAAAUAUUCCGAAAAAUACUACGACGCACGUAGAAUUUGAUUCAAUGAUAAAAAUAAACAUAUUUGUUUAAUAUGUGCGAUGUGAAGUAUAUAUUGAACAAAGUGAAGUAGUGAUCGAAGAUGAAUAAAAUGUUUAAAAUCAGUGUUGUUCUAUCUUUGCAUUUAUCAAAGUGGGCUUGAGUCCUUAUCUCUGUUGGCGUCCUCUUGUUUUUUAUGGUUCAAGUUCACGAUGGCAACAGUCGAAGAGGCAGUUAAAGUGUCGGUAGUGAUCGACCGUACACCUAAUAUAAUAAGAUGUUCAAGUACAUUCACGGCUGAAGAAUUAUGUAUAAUUUUAUGUAAGAAAUAUAACAUACCUCCCCUUACGCGGACAUUGUUUGCGUUACGAGUUAGAGGUACUGAUUACUUCCUUAAAGAUAAUUUUAAAGUCCUCUCCAGCUCUCGGGAUUACGAAUUAAGGAUCCGCUUCAAGGUACCUCGGUUGGGAUUGCUUAUAACUUUAGAUGAGACAACAUAUGAUUACUAUUUCCAACAAGCCAGAAAUGAUGUUAAUGAAAAUAAGAUACCUGAAAUCAAAUAUUCUGAACACAAACAUGAACUUUUAGGCCUUGGAAUCACUGAUAUGACACGUGCAAUAGCUGAAGAAAAACUGCAACUCAAUGAUGUAGUGAGAAAUUAUAAAAAAUAUGUGCCCAAAGAGAUUGUGAGAAGACACGGUCCCGUUCCAAAGAAAUAUGCUCAUGCAUGCCUUCCACAACUGUGUGCCGUUGGACACAAUGUGAAUUACGUGAAGAAUUUAUACCUGCAGCAGUUGUACGGUUUGGCGCCAAAUUAUUUGGCGGAAGAAUUCGAUAAUGUUUUUUGGCAGAAUGGUGGUGACGUGAUACCCGUUAGAGUAAUGGUGACGCCCUUCCAUCCGCAUCAACCUGGUAUAAGACUGUACAAUACUUUAAAAAGAGAGUGGUUUCAUGCGUGCACAAUAGAAGAAUUAAUUUAUUUGACAAGGAAUGGCGAUAACUCUUUGGAGUUGUCCAGAAGGGGUACACCGAUAUUUCUCAAGUUUAAAACGGAGGAGCAGAUAUCUUCUUUUAUAUCUGUUUGUGACGGAUAUUAUAGGUUAAUGGUAAAAUGGACGUUUAAUCUUUCGAAAGACGACGAGACACCGUCAUUGAAGGAUUUACAACGCAUAAAAUGUCACGGUCCAGUUGGCGGGGCAUUUUCAUACAGAAAACUUGAAGAGAAACGUGGAAAAAAACAUGGUUGUUAUAUAUUGAGGCAAUGUCAGGACGAGUACAACGUGUAUUAUUUGGACGUUUGCACCAAAAAUAGCACAACGGAAACAUACAGAAUAGAGUUUAAAGGACAUUGUUAUAUAUUUAAUUCGGAAGAAUACUCUAGCAUCGGAAGACUGAUCGAGUGUCACCUGAAUCCUGAAGGCAGGAUAUUUCUAAACGAGUGUAUACCUCCAUCGGAAUAUGACAAAUCCCAGUUGCUGCUAUGCGGGGAACCGAUGAAGAGAGGUGUCCGUAUCGAUCAGGCGGAGUUACAAGAAAUACUUAAGGAUAAUAAGAGUCCUAGAUGUCUGCCCAAUAAGGAUAUAUUGCUGUAUACAGGUUCUGAGAAAGUUGGUUCGGAAAAUAUAUCGGCAACAUACAAAGCUCUGUGGAGGCUUGAUGAAACCAAGAAGCUUUUGGUUGCGUUCAAAACUUUGCAGAGAGAAAAAGCGAACGACUAUCUGAAGGACUUCGUCGACUUGGCAAGCAAGUGGGCAUGUAUACAGUCCAGUUCAAUAGUUCGGUUGUACGGCGUGACGCUCAGCUCGCCCACGGCCAUGGUGUUAGAAUAUCUGCCGUACGGACCUUUCGAUGAAUAUCUGAGAGAGCACGGGUCGCGCGUGAAGCCGCUGCAGCUGAAGAAGGUGGCGGCGGGGCUGGCGCGCGCGCUGUGGGACCUGUCGGAGGCGGGCGUGGUGCACGGCUACAUCCGCUGCCGCCGCCUGCUGCUGGCCGCCGUGGACGGCGAGCGCAUACAGGUCAAGCUCUCCGGGCCCACGCUGCGCCACUACACGCACACCGACGUGCACUGGAUGCCUGUAGAAUUUUUCUCGGACAUGAACCUGGCGAAACGGUCUGUGAUUGGUGACAUCUGGGCGUUCGCGACCACGCUCUGGGAAGUCUUCUCUUAUGGACAAUCGCCGACGGAAACUAACCCGGUCCUUACGGCCAGAAGCUACGAGAUGGGCGCGCGGCUGCUGUCGCCGGCGCGCUGUCCGGGCGAGGUGUGGGCGCUGGUGACGCAGUGCUGGCAGCCCGACCCGCUGCGCCCGCAGGAGAUCAUGCGCGACAUGAACCACAUGCUGCACAGGGAAUACGUUCCAAUACAUCAUCACUACGAAGAACCAAAAAUAGCGCUUGGUUAUGAUCACCCGGACACAGUUUCAAGUGACCGAUUCAUACCAAGCGAACUGAGUGAUGCGGGGAGCAACAAAUCCCUCAUAUCUGACAACAGCGUUCUAUCAAUGAACGGCACCAUGUCCGACCAAUACGAUAAUCCUUUCGCGGACAACAAAAGCUCGAACUCGUUGGAGAGCAUGAACGCUCUCGCGUACGCGUUGCGCAACGAGAUGUCGUCCGGCCGCAGCAGCAGCCUGGCGGGCGGCGCGGGCGCGCUGGCGGGCGACGACGCGCUCGGCCUCGACGACGCCUGGACCGCGCCGCGGCUCAUGGAGUCCAUCGUGUCGCAGGGCAAGACCUACCUCGUCACCAUCACCAAGAAGAUCGGAAGCGGUAAUUACGGUCACGUGUUCAAAGGUUGGAUGGAGCGUGAUAAUCAAGAAUCUCAAAGGAAAGAAGUGGCUGUGAAAAAACUAACUCGACAAGCUGCUGAGAGAAAUGGCACAUUGUACGAAGACUUUAAAAAUGAAUUAGAAAUUAUGAAGUCUCUACAGCAUAUAAACAUAGUGGAGAUACUUGGUUAUUCGUGGGACCACGGGUCAGACGUACUCAUUGUCAUGGAGUACUUGGAAGAGGGCUCACUUAACUACUAUCUCAAGUUCCAAGGGGACAAGCUGCGGAUCUCACACUUGCUUAAAUACUGCAAGGACAUAGCGACGGGCAUGGAUCACGUGUCAGCCAAAAACAUGGUACAUCGAGACCUCGCGACGAGGAACAUUCUCGUAGUCAACAAAUAUCACGUGAAGAUAUCGGACUUUGGACUUGCCAGGAUCAUACCCAAAGAGGAGAGCGCUUACAGACUGAAGACAGAGAGGUUGCUGCCUAUUAACUGGUAUGCGCCGGAGUCGGCUGUGGAGCCGUGGCAUUUCUCUACGAAGAGCGAUGUGUGGUCGUACGGUGUGACGGCGUGGGAGAUAUUCACGCGCGCCAGACAGGAGGUGCCCAAAUUCGACGUCGAGAGGCCCAGGGAACGCGCCUCCUGUUUCCAAAUACCAGACGGCUGUCCAUCAGAGAUAUUCAGGCACUUGAUGAAAGACUGUUGGCAUCUAGACCCGAACCUGCGGCCCAAGUUCAUAGACCUCAUCCACACAUGCAAGAGGUUCAUGGCAGAGUAUAAAUAAUUAGAUUUCGCUUCACGCAUUGGUGUAAAAUCAAAUAUUUGAGCGACAAACAGGUAUUUAUAACAACUUGUGUAAACAUUGCCUUGUCAAAAAAGGUUUAAUUCAAUUCGAAAUGUUGCCUGGGCCGUUGUUGAUAUAAAAAAUAGUGUCUACAAAUAUGGAUACUAAAUUAUAAAGUAUAAUAAAACUUAAGUGUUAUCGAUUUUUUGUAACAUUCGAACACAGAUUUUAAAUGUUGUGUAGCUUUGUUAGUGGAUGUUUGUCUGUUUUAUAGAUGGUUUUAUAUAAUUCGCAAAUUGAAAACAAAUGUGGCAUUGUAAAACAAAAACAGAUUUUUCUUUAUGCCGUCAAAUUUUGUAUAUCAAUAUUGUUAUGAAUUGCAAUUUAUUUUAAUAAUAAUUAUAGUUAUUAAUGCGGUUCUGCAAGGCGUAGUAAUCGUCGCAAAUAUAUUGUAAAUGGAUAAUGCUAUAUUUGUUUUCAAUGUGUAUUAUGUAAAUAAAUUGUAACUGGGAAUUUAUGACUAUAGUUUUUGCAAUGAGGAUCGAAGUUGAAGUUUGGAUUUAUCGAGUCUCGUUUAUUGCAAAUUGUAAACGCAUUUUGCAAAUUUUACUGGAAACGCAAUAAAUUGCGCAAAAUAUGUGAUGUUUAGCAUCUCUAACGAAGCAGACUGUCUCUUUAAUAGAGACUUUGUGAUUAAAAAAUGUGUUAUUAAAUACACGCUACAAAUUGAUUUAUGGUAAUAUAUUCGUAUAUCUAUAUAUUAAAAUUAUGUCGCAAUCAAAUUCAUUACCGUACAAUCCGAAUCUUUAUCAUGUUAAGAAUUUUUCUGUAUAUUUAGUAAAGACCUUUUAUCAAAUGACAUUUAUAAUGCACAAAUGAUUAUAUAGAAUUGUAUGUACACGAUAUGUAAUUGUAUUUGUGGUUCCUCGAAGCAUUUGCCUUAGUUGUCUACCGUUAGUUUUGUUUUGUAAAUAUAUUUUAUUAUAGUGUAUUUUCAAUAAUCAUGCAUCUGAAUCCUGUGGAAUCUGAUUACGUUUAUUCAUUCGUGCAAUGGUGUGGACUGCGCAUGCGCAUUAUUAUUGUUAUUUUUACAUUUUACGCUAUGCUUAUUAUAAUGACGAUAAAAUACUUGCCGAGUAUGUUUUAGAUGUGACUAAUUUAAAGUCAUUUUUUAGAUUAAAUGUAUUUUAUAUUUUGUGAGUGUGUAUACAUUAUGCUAGUCCAACCAUUCUGGGACAAUAGUACUAUGCCCUUUGAAUUACAUAUAGCAUAUGAUGUAAUUACUGUUUAGUCGUCGUAGACACUAGACAUGUCACGAAAGUAAUAUACAAUAUACAUAUCUGCGUAACUUCAUCGUUAAUUUGAUACACGAUAGCUACAGUGUUUAUUAAGCUUGUAAUGUUAGUUACAGAUGGUGAUAUUUAAGUGAGUUUUAGGCUGAUUUUACAUUGAAGUUUCGUCAGCGUGCGUAUUUGUCGAAUGUGCGCAUACGCACGCUCGAAACGCCAGUGGAGUAUAGGCUUUUAACAGACACAAUUUUAUGUCGAUUAGCACAGUCAAUUGUUUUUACUAAAGUAAAUAUUUUCAAUUAACUUCUUUAUGUUUCAAGUCGAACAGAAUAAUCAGUUAACGCAUUGUGAAUUGAAAUAAGAUAUUAUGUUGACCUGUUAGUUAAAUCGAGAUUAACAUAUUACAAAAUCGAUGUUGUUUAUUACAGUUAGUGUGCCCUCGGAAUGGUUACUCGCAUUGUUUGGCUACAAAACCAAAGAUGAUAUUAAAUGUUAUUGUAAUAUCCGAACAAUAUGUAUAUUAUAAGAAUUUUAUUAAUUUUCUUAGUUUAUAAGUUUUUUUUGCAAUUUACUGUUGUGACAAAUAAUUUAGAUAUAUUAUAUGUUUUAAAGCUAAUGAAAUGGUAUAAUGAAUCAAUGUAAUUCUAUAGUUAAUUGUUUAUUUAGAUGAUAUUCUGAAAAUAUUUUAUAAAAUUGUUUUAAAAGAAAAUUAAUGUUUAUGAUUGGCAACAUCUCAAUUAAUAUAGGAGGUAAGUUAUGGCAUUGUGAUCACAGAGACUGAGUUAUCGAGAUGUAGCGGUGCUAGGGAAGUAUGGGCCUUAUAUAUCUUGUCUGUUAAGGUUGAUAGUGCAUUGGCGAACAUCGUGGCGAUUUGUGAUUACACACAUGAGUUUUUGCGAUGUAAAUGAUUUCAUUAGGUCUUUGCUAUUUAUAGCUUGACCAGGAAAAUAAAAAACCUGUGGUUGUAUAUGGAACUAGUUUCUUGUACUGACGACAUUAAUUUUAGAACGAAAUUGCAAAAGUGGCGUCCACAUUGCAGGUUGUUUAUUCUCCUGGUUAGGCUGUAAUUGGGGUCAACUAUUAAAUCUUGACGAAGUGUAUACGUUUAAAGAUUAUUAUAAUAACAUCUUUACUUUUUUUAUUAUUUACCAUUCUAGAAACUUUAUAAAUCCAACGAAUCAAUUUUCAUUUUAUUGUUAUCUUUAUGAAAAUAUAUUUAAUCUUUUGUAAUUUACCCACUCGGUAUUUUUUUUAUUUCAGUAGGUUUUAAAUUAUUUUGUAUAUACCUAUAAUUUGAAACGCAAGACCUUUCAAUGUGAUCAUUUGCAUUGUUUUGUGAAGUAAUAGCACUGCUCAUUAAAUUGCUUGUAAAUCAAUGUAUGCGCAAAUUGCGUCCUAUGAGGACAUUAGAGAACAAAUAACAGAUAAUAUAAUUAAAUAAACAAAAGCAUAUAGCAAACGACGACAAUAAAUAUAGAGUUGGUGGAACUACAUGACGCAGCAACGAAUUUAAUAUUUUAGUGUAGUGUGUCCAUGUUAAUGAGAACAUCACGGAUUACACGAUUGUUUGAAAAUAUACAAUACAUUUAUCACUUACCGAUUGUAUUGGCUUUGUGGGUUUUGGACAGACCGUUGUGAUGUAGACGGGGGCGUAGUCGAGGCACGUAGUUGGGGGUCUGGACCCCUAAGUGGUUAUGCUUGUUUAGAUUUUGUCCAUUUCGGCGUAGCUGAAGUUAUUGAGAAAUUUAUAUUUUGUUAACGGGCUACGCUUGAAUGCCUAAACAUAAAAGCCUUUUGAUUUUUCACGCUUAUUUCAUAUAAAAAAUAUACAUCCUCGUUAUAUCUCCGUAGAACGUCUAAUAGUUCCAGGGUUUACUUUACACAAUUUAUUAAAUAUAAAUUAAAUUCCGAUUUUAUUUUUCAUAAAGCGUAGUUACAUUGAUAUGACAGGUGCAAUUUAGUUUCUUUUUACUUUUAACUAUUGAAAAACCACUGGAUAUUACAACUCUUCCAGAAAUGGGAAUAUAUAUUUGAUAAAAAAAGAUAUUCAUUUUGAAUGUUAUAAUAUAAAUACCUACUUUAAUAAAUCACAUUUAGAUGUUCGUUUAAAUAUUGCACAAUUUGAUGUUCUUCAUAAUUAUUCGCUAAUAAGUUGGAAAAAAAUACCUCGACUCCUUAGCUAGUCGAUUUUUAAUUAGUAAUUGUUUGUGGUGCAUUUUAUUGUAUGUGCCCUCAAAUCUUGUGUGUGUGAAUCAACUGAUUUGGUUUGGCUAAAUUCGUGUUAUUGUGAUGACUUUUACCACGCAACGAUUAAACUGUUUGAAAUUUGUUAUAAAAAAUAUAUUGUGAAACAGGCAUAGAUUGAGAUCGUGGUUCGGGGGUUUAGUGCCACAAAAUGUUGCGAUAUUGUAUGUUCUUAGUUAAUUAAUCGGAGAUCAAUUUUCAAUUCAGACAUGAAUGAAACGAAAGUAGAUUAACUUCUAAAUCUUAUAUUUAUUAUUCUCGUAACACUUGCUCCAAAUCGAAAACCAGGUCGUUUGCUUGUAAUGUUGCUGUAAAUAUAAGUUACAUUGUGAUGUAAGUGGAUUUUCAAUAUUUUAAGACUGGUCUGAUGUUCGAGCAAUGUAAAUUAUGAUGCAAUGAAAUUUUACUCUACAAUUAUUAUUUUGUGUUGUUGAUUUAUUUGUGCGCAAGCAGGCCGUUUGGGUGUGUGUGUAAUUGUCUUAUUGACUGAUGGCCCGUAAGGCCGUGUUGAUUCGAUUUAAUAAGAUUUACAGGCAGUUAUUGUGAUAAAUAUUCACGAGAAUAUUUUCAUCCUGUGUACGUAUAUAUUGUUGGAGUUCGCACGGAAUUGCUAGUCAUCUGUAUUUGUGCCAGUUUUGAACCUUUUGUCAUUGGUCUAUGUCCCCCCUCACCCCAAAACGCUAUAAAUGUUAGGAGGUGACUAGCACUUCCGCGCGAGCCGAAGUACACGUUUAUGGAAUAUUUUAUAGAAAGGUAAGACUACGAACGUACAACGAACUUCAUAUGAUUGGUAUAUAUUUUACUUAGGCUGUAAGGCGUUAUGUUUUGCAUUGUUCGAAAUAACGCCACGUCGAUGUUAUUUGCCAUGAAAUUUGAAAUAAAUUAUUAUUGGUACGUGA
Molecule: messenger RNA, 8098 nt
Organism: Manduca sexta (tobacco hornworm)
Lineage: Eukaryota; Metazoa; Arthropoda; Insecta; Lepidoptera; Sphingidae
Gene: hop
Product: tyrosine-protein kinase hopscotch
Exons: 22
Coding region: 322-3666 (1114 amino acids)
Biological process (GO): cell surface receptor signaling pathway via JAK-STAT; intracellular signal transduction; cell differentiation
Cellular component (GO): cytoskeleton; cytosol
Molecular function (GO): ATP binding; non-membrane spanning protein tyrosine kinase activity; cytokine receptor binding
Source: RefSeq, a predicted model, not a curated record